This is a messenger RNA of Vigna radiata var. radiata (mung bean), 1382 nucleotides long. Its product is annotated as pyrrolidone-carboxylate peptidase. Bases 353 to 1021 code for a protein of 222 amino acids. The record is from RefSeq and is a predicted model, not a curated record. NCBI's taxonomy places the organism in Eukaryota, Viridiplantae, Streptophyta, Magnoliopsida, Fabales, Fabaceae. Gene Ontology annotation, biological process: proteolysis. Gene Ontology annotation, molecular function: pyroglutamyl-peptidase activity. The transcript has 5 exons. Gene Ontology annotation, cellular component: cytosol.
UGAGGGGUGUACUGUAAUUCGGCCACAACAUAGCCAUGUGCUCAGUUCUCAAGACUAUAAAUUUCUCUGAAAAAUCUUGAAAAAAAAAACAAAAACCCAUAGAUGUGUGUCUCCUCGUCUCUGUCCUUAUUGUCCUUCUGUUGACAUUCAAUUAUCCUUCUUCUUGUCAAUCUUGAAAUCUUUUGAUUUGCCUGCAAGAUUAUUUCAAGACCCUUUCUUGCUGCCACCUUGCCUCCUCAAAUUAGGAUAACUGCCCUUGCCAAAUUAGCGGCUUUUUUGGGUUUGGUUACGUGGGGUAUUGAGGAAUAGUUUGUCCUUGAAGCUUUGAAUAUUGACAGACCAUCAUCAGCAGAUGGGGUCUGAAGGUUCUCCAGCAGCUGUAACAACAACAGUUCAUGUAACAGGUUUCAAGAAAUUCCAUGGGGUUUCAGAGAAUCCAACGGAGACAAUUGUGAAUAAUUUGAUGGAGUAUUUAAAGAAGAAGGGUUUGCCAAAAGGGUUAGUUAUUGGGAGCUGCAGCAUUCUUGAGACUGCGGGUGAAAGAGUACUCGAUCGCCUCAAUAAUACAUUGCAGUCUGCCAUUACUUCCAAGGAGUCUGAAUCUCCAAGUUCCAACAGAAUUAUCUGGCUGCAUUUUGGGGUUAAUAGUGGCGCAACAAGGUUUGCUAUAGAGCGUCAAGCUGUCAAUGAGGCUACAUUCCGCUGCCCUGAUGAAACGCAAUGGAAGCCCCUGAAAGAGCCUGUUGUUUCUUCAGAUGGUCCAAUUACACGAAUACGGAAGACUACUCUUCCCGUGGAGGAAUUAACCAAAAUCCUGACAAGUAAGGGUUAUAAUGUAAUGACAUCCGAUGAUGCGGGCAGGUUUGUGUGCAACUAUGUUUACUAUCAUUCCCUUCGCUUUUCGGAGCAGAACGGGAUCAAAUCUCUUUUUGUGCACGUGCCACUCUUCUCUACAAUCAAUGAAGAGACCCAAAUGCAAUUUGCUGCUUCCUUGCUAGGGGUACUUGCUUCAUCAUGCUAGAAACAUUCUCAGAUGUAAAUGUUCUGGUGUUACCUGGCUUGUGAAAGUAGAUGAGUGUACUUUGAAUAAGAUGAUAUUAAGAGAUAUUGUUUUGAGAUGGAAAAUGGUUUAUUGCAAAUGGCAUGUGUAGCAGAGGUGUUUGCUUUAUCAGUGAAUGUUUAUGAUUAAAGGCUUCGGCAAAUUGUCAAAACAUGUUGUUGACAUCUUCGGUGCACAUUGUGAAUAUUUGUUCCUUUGUCCAUAAUGCUCUGCUCUUAUUUUUCAUUGUAACUUGCAUGAAUGAAUUGUAUGAGGCACACCUCUGAGUAAAACUGAAAUGUAAUAAUUCAGAGGUUUUUUCAGUUUAGAUGUCCUGACAAUA